GUUAAUAUCAAAAUUUGUAUCCAAAACUAAAAACAAAAAAUAUAGAAAUAAAAUAAUCUAAAAUAUAUAAAAAAUAUUAGUACAACUUAACUAUGCAAUCAUUUCGUAGAAUUUUACAAAAAUUUCAUUAUAUCUUUCAAGAACACUAUCCCUGCAUUUGGUUUGGCUCGGUCUUUACGCUGGUCCUAGUUGGUUUUUUACACUUUGAGCUCAAACAAAAUAACAAAGAUUUACUGUAUUGGAAAAAUCUUCUACAAUAUUGCUACCAGGAGUUGGAACAAUUUGCUAUAAUGCUGAUUAUGUUAAUGAUUUUGGUGAAAAUCAUUUUUGUGGGUUUAAUAAUAAUGAUGAACACUAAAACGGUGCAUUGGUAUGAUGAACUGACUCAAUUGGAAGUGAAGAAACGUUAUGCGGAUUUUCUGGUGCUGCGUCUUAUUGCCGAUAUUGAUAAGAUAGAAGCGAAAUAUUUGCGCAAUAAUAAGACCAGUGAUAUUAUUACAUUGAAAAGUUUCAUUUUGGCCCAUGAAAACAUGAAGAAAAGCGUAGAAAACUUUCGUAAAGAUGCUCGCAAAUUGUUGGCUCCCAAUGAAGUGGAAAUUACGCUGCCGAUCGAGGAGGUUUAUGGUGUGUUGGAGAAUGAGAUGCUUUAUGUGAAAAGGUCGAGAUUUUGCAAUAUGGACAUAGAGACCGAUGAAAAUGUUAUUAAGAAAUUAGUGAAUCCUUGAAAGUAUUUAAGUAUUUUAAAUCUAAGGUGUUUGGUUACUAUUUCUUGAAAUAUAAAAUUUACUAUAUAGAUCAGUUAAAUAUUUUGUGUAAAACCAAUUAAACAACUUAUUCACCCGGCUCUCUAUCUAUUUCCUUUAACUGUUAUUAAAAUCAAGCCAUA
Molecule: messenger RNA, 886 nt
Organism: Calliphora vicina (urban bluebottle blowfly)
Lineage: Eukaryota; Metazoa; Arthropoda; Insecta; Diptera; Calliphoridae
Exons: 1
Coding region: 93-725 (210 amino acids)
Source: RefSeq, a predicted model, not a curated record